Messenger RNA from Cucurbita maxima (winter squash), 4986 nucleotides. Its product is annotated as putative ABC transporter C family member 15. Gene Ontology annotation, molecular function: ABC-type transporter activity; ATP hydrolysis activity; ATP binding. Gene Ontology annotation, cellular component: plant-type vacuole; vacuolar membrane. The record is from RefSeq and is a predicted model, not a curated record. Lineage: Eukaryota; Viridiplantae; Streptophyta; Magnoliopsida; Cucurbitales; Cucurbitaceae. Gene Ontology annotation, biological process: transmembrane transport. The transcript has 11 exons. The coding region runs from base 155 to 4711 and encodes 1518 amino acids.
AGAGAGACUCUGAAAUGAUCAAAAUCUCUCUCUGUUCUUUGCUGUGUCUUAAUUAUUUGUGUAUGCGCCGCCAUGGCUACAAAUUGGAAGCUUUUUGUUGCAGAAGAAAAAGAGGAGGAGCAACAUCAUUAGCUUCCUUCUUUCAAAUUUCACUAUGAAUCAGCUUCAGUUCUUCAACUCUUUCUCUCUUCCAACUUAUAAGCUUUCUCAAUUGGGAGCGAACUGGCAAUGGCGGGAACUUGAAUCCACAUCAUCGUGCCUGUGGGAGUGCAUUAGCAUAGGGGUACAAUUAGGGUUCUUGGGAGUAAUAAUCGUUCGAGUUCUUCAGAAGUGUGUUGGUUGGAUAUGGAAUUCUUACAGUGGAGAUGGCAAAUCGACGGAUCGAGCUGCGGAAAACCGUCCGAUCAGUCAGAAAUUGAGCAUUUCUUACAGAGUCGGUGUAGGCUGCUCCGUCUUGCUGUUGAUGAUUCAUGUUCUUAUGGCUUUUGUUUUGCGAAAUGGUUCUCAUUGCAAUUCCGGAAUCGAAGUAAUUUCUUCAAAGAUAAUGGGAGUGAUAGCGUGGGGAGGAGCGGUUUUUGCAGUUUUCGGGGUUUUGCGUGAUAAAUCCGUCGAUUAUCCUUGGAUCCUACGAGGUUGGUGGUUUUGCAGCUUCAUUUUAUCGAUUGUUCAUGUGGUUUUGGAUUUACAUUUCGGAAAUUUCAAGCACUUGAGAGUGCAAGAUUAUGUCGAGUUUUUCGGCCUUCUUCCGUCGAUUUUAUUGCUAGGGCUUUCCAUUCAUGGACAUACAAACAUAGUUUUCAAUGUUCAUAAUGUUUUGGAUGAUCCACUUCUUCCGGAAAAACGCCUAGAUCAAGAGAGGGACGAGAAGGAUUCUCCUUAUGGAAGGGCAACGCUUCUUCAACUCGUUACCUUCUCCUGGCUCAAUCCCCUGUUUUCUGUUGGAUACAAAAAGCCACUCGAAAAGGAGGACGUACCAGAUGUUUGUCGGAUAGACUCCGCGAAAUUUUUGUCACAUUCCUUUGAUGAGACACUAAAUUUUGUUAAGAAGAAGAACAAUAGCACAAAUCCAUCAAUAUACGAGACAAUAUAUUUGUUUGGUCGAAGGAAAGCAGCAAUAAAUGCAUUUUUUGCUGUGAUAAGUGCUGCAACAUCAUAUGUAGGACCAUACCUGAUUGAUGACUUUGUGAGUUUCCUCACUCAGAAGAAAAUGCGGACCUUAUCAAGCGGGUAUCUUCUUGCGCUUGCGUUUGUUAGCGCAAAGAUGAUCGAGACGAUAGCUCAGAGACAGUGGAUUUUUGGUGCACGUCAACUGGGUCUUCGUCUUCGUGCUGCUUUGAUAUCACACAUAUACCAAAAGGGCUUGCGUCUUUCGAGCCGAUCUCGCCAAAACUGCAGCAGUGGGGAGAUCAUGAACUACAUGAGUGUUGAUAUCCAAAGAAUCACCGACUUCAGUUGGUUCUUGAACACUGUAUGGAUGUUACCCGUACAGAUUUCAUUAGCUAUGUUCAUUUUGCAUACAAAUCUGGGAGUGGGAUCGCUGGGCGCAUUAGCAGCAACUCUAGUAGUCAUGUCCUGCAACAUACCAAUGACCAGAAUUCAGAAAAAUUACCAGACAAAGAUAAUGGAAGCUAAAGAUAAUAGGAUGAAAACCACUUCAGAAGUUCUCAAAAACAUGAAGACACUCAAACUUCAAGCAUGGGAUACUCAGUACCUCCAAAAGCUAGAACGCUUAAGGAAAUUGGAGCACCACUGGUUAUGGAAGUCAUUGAGAUUAAUGGGAAUUUCAGCUUUCGUCUUUUGGGGAUCGCCCACUUUUAUCUCCGUUGUAACGUUCGGGGUGUGUGUCUUACUGGGAAUUGAAUUGACUGCUGGAAGAGUCUUAUCUGCUUUGGCUACCUUCCGUAUGCUACAAGACCCCAUAUUCAAUCUCCCUGACUUGCUCUCUGCUCUUGCACAAGGCAAAGUCUCAGCAGAUCGAGUUUCAUCUUACCUGCACGAAGAUGAAAUACAGCAGGAUUCCAUCACUUAUGUUUCUAGAGAUCAAACGGAAUUCGAUAUAGAUAUCGAAAAUGGAAAAUUCAGCUGGGACCUUGAAGCAAGCAAGGCAUCUCUUGAUCAGAUAAACUUGAAAGUGAAAAGGGGGAUGAAGGUGGCAGUAUGUGGGACUGUAGGUUCGGGAAAGUCCAGCCUACUCUCAUGCAUACUUGGUGAAAUAGAAAAGCUCUCUGGGACAGUGAAGAUCAGUGGUACAAAGGCCUAUGUUCCUCAAUGUCCUUGGAUACUGUCAGGAAAUAUCAGGGAAAAUAUUCUUUUUGGAAAUGAUUAUGAAAGUACUAAAUACAACAGAACAAUUAAUGCAUGUGCUCUGGCAAAGGAUUUUGAGUUGUUUUCUUGUGGAGACUUAACUGAAAUUGGAGAAAGAGGGAUAAACAUGAGUGGGGGACAGAAGCAGAGGAUACAAAUUGCUCGUGCAGUUUAUCAGGAUGCUGAUAUUUACCUCCUUGAUGAUCCUUUCAGUGCAGUUGAUGCUCAUACAGGAACUCAACUCUUCGAGGACUGUUUGAUGGGUGCUCUCAAGGAGAAGACCGUAGUUUAUGUAACCCACCAAGUCGAAUUUCUACCGGCAGCAGACCUCAUCCUGGUGAUGCAAAAUGGAAAAAUUGCUCAAGCUGGAGGAUUUGAAGAACUUCUGAAACAAAACAUAGGCUUUGAAGUUCUAGUAGGGGCCCAUAGUCAAGCUUUAGAGUCUAUCGUCACAAUUGAAAACUCAAGUAGCAACUGUCAACUGCCAAAACCCGAAAAGGAAUUGUAUGAAGAUUCUCCCAUGAAUGUGAAUCCUAGAAAGUCACAACAUGAUUUAGUGCAGAAUAAAAAUUCUGCAGAGAUAACAGAGAAGGGAGGAAAAUUGGUUCAAGAGGAAGAGAGAGAGAGAGGAAGCAUUGGCAAAGAAGUGUUCGUUUCCUAUUUAACCAUUGUGAAAAGAGGAGCAUUUGUUCCGAUCAUAAUCUUGGCACAAUCGUCAUUCCAAGCUUUACAGGUAGCUAGUAACUACUGGAUGGCAUGGGCUUGUCCCCCUACAAGUGAUACAGAACCAGUAAUUGGGAUGAAAAUCAUACUACUUGUUUACUCACUACUUGCUAUUGGAAGCGCACUAUGUGUGCUUCUGCGAGCUAUGCUAGUAGCCAUAACAGGACUUCAGACAGCACAAACACUAUUCACAAAUAUGUUAUGUAGUAUACUCCGGGCACCAAUGGCAUUCUUCGACUCGACUCCCACUGGAAGAAUCAUAAACCGGGCAUCCACUGAUCAAAGCGUUGUAGACUUGGAAAUGUUUACGAAGUUAGGUUGGUGUGCAUUCUCAAUAAUUCAGAUUCUAGGGACCAUUGUAGUAAUGUCUCAGGUAGCAUGGGAAGUGUUUGCCGUUUUUAUUCCUAUUACUGCAACCUGCAUUUGGUACCAACAAUAUUACACACCUACAGCACGGGAACUUGCUCGGUUAUCUGGAAUACAACGAGCUCCAAUCCUUCAUCACUUCGCAGAAUCCCUAGCAGGAGCAGCAACUAUUCGCGCUUUCAAUCAAGAAGAUAGAUUUUUCAAAACUAACCUUGGUCUCAUUGAUGACCAUUCAAGGCCUUGGUUUCAUAAUGCUUCAGCCAUGGAGUGGCUUUCUUUCAGAUUAAACGUACUAUCAAAUUUUGUUUUUGGAUUUUCUUUGGUUUUGCUGGUGACUCUCCCUGAAGGAAUUAUUAAUCCAAGUAUUGCAGGCUUGGCAGUAACUUAUGGGAUAAACUUGAAUGUUUUGCAAGCUUCUGUUAUCUGGAACAUAUGCAACGCAGAGAAUAAGAUGAUCUCAGUUGAAAGAAUUCUUCAGUAUUCGAAAAUAAAAAGUGAAGCACCUCUUGUUAUUGAAAAUUGCAGACCACCAAGCAAUUGGCCGCAAGAUGGGAGCAUUUGCUUCAAAAAUUUGCAGAUCCGUUACGCGGACCAUCUCCCAGAUGUCCUGAAGAAUAUCAGUUGCACCUUCCCAGGAAGGAAGAAAGUGGGUGUUGUAGGAAGGACAGGCAGUGGGAAAUCAACUCUGAUACAGGCAAUUUUUAGGAUUGUUGAACCUAGAGAGGGAAGCAUUAUAAUAGACGAGGUUGACAUUUGUAAGAUAGGCCUCCAUGACCUGAGAUCAAGGUUAAGCAUCAUCCCUCAAGACCCUUCCAUGUUUGAAGGAACAGUUAGAGGAAACCUCGACCCACUAGAACGGUAUACCGACCAGGAAAUUUGGGAGGCGUUAGACAAAUGUCAACUAGGUGAUUUGGUGCGUGCAAAGGACGAGAAAUUGAAUUCUUCAGUGGUUGAAAAUGGAGAAAAUUGGAGUGUUGGUCAACGACAGCUAUUUUGUCUCGGGAGGGCGUUGCUCAAAAAAAGCAGCAUUCUGGUGCUUGAUGAAGCAACAGCCUCUGUCGAUUCUGCAACUGAUGGCAUCAUACAAAACAUCAUUAGUCAAGAGUUUAAAGAUCGAACCGUGGUUACCAUAGCUCAUAGAAUCCACACAGUUAUAGCUAGUGAUCUUGUCUUGGUCCUCAGUGAUGGAAGAAUUGCAGAGUUCGACUCUCCAAAAAUGCUUCUCAAACGAGACAAUUCGUUUUUCUCCAAGCUAAUAAAAGAGUACUCCACGAGAUCACAAAACUUCAGUAGUCUUGCAAAUCAAAGGUAUGAUUAGAGCUUCUGAGCAGCUUUCAGAACCAGAUUGAUGAUUUGAGACUUGUUGUCACUACCCAGCCGAAGAACUAAGAACUACAGUCUGCAGUGGCGAUCGAGGUAAGCAUAUUAAAAAAGCAAAAAAAUUUUGAUGAGUUGAGAAUUGUUGAGAUAACAUUAGUGGAAGAUAAUCAAUUGUAAUCUUUUUAAGAUGACAAUGACAUUGCAGAAAUCACCUGCCUAUAUUCUAAAGAUUUCAUCCGAACUCUAGAAGUUAUUGUACCAUUGUUUCGAUUA